Messenger RNA from Rhinopithecus roxellana (golden snub-nosed monkey), 1668 nucleotides. RefSeq names its product arrestin domain containing 1 (gene ARRDC1). Gene Ontology annotation, biological process: protein transport. Gene Ontology annotation, cellular component: cytoplasm. The transcript is spliced from 7 exons. The record is from RefSeq and is a predicted model, not a curated record. Gene Ontology annotation, molecular function: ubiquitin-like ligase-substrate adaptor activity; ubiquitin protein ligase binding. Lineage: Eukaryota; Metazoa; Chordata; Mammalia; Primates; Cercopithecidae. Bases 79 to 1401 code for a protein of 440 amino acids.
CGGGGCCGGGCCUCGGAGCCGGGGCUCGCGGGCGGCCGGCGGGGGCGUCACUGUGCGGCGGGCCGGUGAGGCCGCGGCAUGGGGCGAGUGCAGCUCUUCGAGAUCAGCCUGAGCCACGGCCGCGUUGUCUACAGCCCCGGGGAGCCGCUGGCUGGGACCGUGCGCGUGCGCCUGGGGGCGCCGCUGCCGUUCCGAGCCAUCCGGGUGACCUGCACAGGUUCCUGCGGGGUCUCCAACAAGGCUAACGACGCAGCGUGGGUAGCGGAGGAGGACUACUUCAACAGUUCCCUGUCGCUGGCGGACAAGGGGAGUCUGCCCGCUGGAGAGCACAGCUUCCCCUUCCAGUUCCUGCUUCCUGCCACAGCACCCACGUCCUUUGAGGGUCCUUUUGGGAAGAUCGUGCACCAGGUGAGGGCCGCCAUCCACACGCCACGGUUUUCCAAGGAUCACAAGUGCAGCCUCGUGUUCUAUAUCUUGAGCCCCCUGAAUCUGAACAGCAUCCCAGACAUUGAGCAACCCAAUGUGGCCUCUGCCACCAAGAAGUUCUCCUACAAGCUGGUGAAGACAGGCAGCGUGGUCCUCACAGCCAGCACUGAUCUCCGCGGCUAUGUGGUGGGACAGGCACUGCAGCUGCACGCCGACAUUGAGAACCAAUCGGGCAAGGACACCAGCCCUGUGGUGGCCAGUCUGCUGCAGAAAGUGUCCUAUAAGGCCAAGCGCUGGAUCCACGACAUACGGACCAUUGCGGAGGUGGAGGGUGCAGGCGUCAAGGCCUGGCGGCGGGCACAGUGGCAUGAGCAGAUCCUGGUGCCUGCUUUGCCCCAGUCGGCCCUGCCAGGCUGCAGCCUCAUCCACAUCGACUACUACUUACAGGUCUCUCUGAAGGCACCGGAAGCUACUGUGACCCUCCCGGUCUUCAUUGGCAAUAUUGCUGUGAACCAUGCCCCACUGAGCCCCCGGCCAGGCCCAGGGCUGCCUCCCUGGGCCCCACCCCUGGUGGUGCCUUCUGCACCACCCCAGGAAGAGGCUGAGGCUGCGGCUGGCGGCCCCCACUUCUUGGACCCGGUCUCCCUCUCCACCAAGAGCCAUUCGCAGCAGCAGCCCCUGCUGGCCACCUUGGGUUCUGUGCCUGGUGCCCCCGAGCCCUGUCCUCAGGAUGGCAGCCCUGCCUCAUACCCGCUGCGGCCUCCCUUGUGCAUUUCAACAGGUGCCACUGUCCCCUACUUUGCAGAGGGCUCUGGGGGGCCAGUGCCUACCACCAGCACCUUGAUUCUUCCUCCAGAGUACAGCUCUUGGGGCUACCCCUAUGGUGAGUCGAGGGCCAGGGCUUGGCAGGGAGGGGACGCCAGGAGCCCCAUGCAGACCCUGCUUUCUCCCCGCAGAGGCCCCACCGUCCUAUGAGCAGAGCUGCGGCGGCGUGGACCCCAGCCUGACCCCUGAGAGCUGACCCCGUGCUGCCUUCUCCAGGCAGGCCUGGCCUCUGCCCUGGGACUGGGGCGCCCAGGGCCUCGUGCCUUCUCUCUCGGCCUGGCCUGGCCCACUCAGGACCUGCCCAGCCUCUGCCAGCUCCUCUGGCAUCCACCCUCUUCUCCCUGGGGCUGGGGUGGGGGUGGCAGGGAGCUGGGACCUAGAGAGAUGCCUCCUGUAAAUAAAACGGUUUAUUUGUAG